Messenger RNA from Protopolystoma xenopodis, 639 nucleotides. The record is from the annotation of a GenBank genome assembly. Lineage: Eukaryota; Metazoa; Platyhelminthes; Monogenea; Polystomatidea; Polystomatidae.
AUGGAACACGACAAGGAAACCCUUCCUCCGCACCCACCGUCACGACUCUUCGUCACUUGUCACGGCUUGUGUGGCGGAGGCGUUGCAAUGAAGCAGCAACCUCCUCCAAGCAAUCGGCUUCAGCGACCUAAAAUGAUUCCAUUCUUAUUCACGCAUUGUCGACAGUCACUCUUCGUGAAGACGAGCAGCCAAGUUGAAUUUGAUUCCCAAAAUAGUUUCUCAUCCCGGCCUCUCUGGAUUGAAGUUUCGACCUCGCCUCGAUCUCGUCAGCAUCCCCAGCGCGAGUCGCACUCGCGUUUGGUGGUGCAGCGCAUAGCCUCAACAGGUUAUUCACCACGCCACAUUGCCACGCCUGACCUUGAGUCACAGGGCGGGUGUGUGUUUGAGAAAACGCCUAAAUCACAUCUUCCCUGUGCUCCACUGGAAUACGCGACCGCUGGGCCGAUGUAUCAAUUGUCACCUCUUUGCACACACAAGUCGGUUUCCAGUCCGGCUGUCGGCGCUGACGAGAGGCGGACGAGAACGAUGCUUGUGGAGACUUCCAUUUGGUAUGAAAGGGUAGCUGAUGAAGAGCUUCGUAGGUCGAUCUCGGCGGAAUACGACGAAUUAUUGCUGUUGCCAUGCAGCCGUUUUGAGUGA